AUGAUUAGGUUCACCACGGACUUGUACUCAUCAGUGAUGGCAAAGGACGAGGCAGGCCAUCCAGGCUUCUGCUUUCAAAAGGUUCUCCAUUUUCUUGGUUCCUUUAUCUCUAACCAGAAGGAAUUCGCCUGUCAACUAUUGCUUCAUUCGCUUAACAAUCAACAUUUCAUUUUUUGCGACAUUUCUCAAAUUCCAGAUCAACUCUCCAUAGAAAUACCAAGUGAUGGCACUGGAAAUGAAGCGGAAGCAGAAGCACCGGAAGAUCAGACACGUACAAUUGUAAUUAAACGCAAAGGUGGUGGAUUAGGAUUGUCAAUAAAGGGUGGCACCGAAAACUCACAAAAUUUGCCCAUCGUGAUAUCGAAAAUUUUUCCUGGAAUGCCGGCCGACCAAACUGGUCAACUAUACGUUGGUGACGCUAUAGUUGAAGUUAAUGGAGAACCAGUAGAAGGACGGUCUCACGAUGAGGUGGUGGAAAUUAAGUGCUCAAAACUGCUAAAAAGAAUCCGCUAUUCUUGUCAUUUUGGGCCAGCACAAUCACUGCAACCAGGAAGGUCCGGCGGCGCAUUGGAUAAAAUUUAUGAGCCAAAUACAUGGAAGUCUGCUAUGAAAGCCCAGUCUGAUCUCGGUCUCUAUGACGGUCGAGAAAAAUCUGUCGGCACUGAGGGCAAGGACGAGAAGUGGAAGACAAUCACAGUUAUACCUCUACCAAUGGCAUAUUUAACACGUUACCUAUGGGGUACCGACAAUCUAAGAACAAAUUCAUUCGAAGUGCGUGCUGUAGACGGUUCUUCAACUGGAAUAAUUCAUUGCGAAGACGCCCGUGCGCUUGAACAAUGGAUUGGACAUAUCAACAACCACAUCCAAUCGCUGAAUCAUAAGAGUAUCAAGAUGAGCAACAAGUAUUUACAUCAAAGCGAGCAGAUCUCCUACAUCGGCUGGGUGAACGAGUACAUGAGUGAGGGCUUGUCAGAAGAUCCAAAACAGAAAUGGGAGCCGCGAUUUUUGAUUUUAAAGGGUGGCGAUGUCUGCCUGUUUGAAAGCCCGCCGCUCAGCUCUGAAGAUUUAAACAAAUGCCUUUAUCUGUACAAAAGCUACGAUGUAGCCAUCAAACAGGUGAACUGCCCAUUUUUUAUCAUGCUAUUUGAUGAAAUAAAUUACGCCUUUUGGGUUCCAAAUGAUUCUCGCCGUUUGGACAAACGAGAAAAUUGUUUCUAUCUGGAAACAUGCAUGGCAGAUGGAACAAGACAUUACCUUUCAUUUGAAACACCUCAAAUGUUGGAAGCAUUUGAGACUGCUUAUCAUAAAAGUGUUUACGCCACAGUUAUAGCAAUGCAGACGAGGACCUUCGCCUGUAGUUACGAAGGCAGACCAAGCGGCUUAGUUCUAGACAUCAAACAAGGUAUAAGCCUGUAUGAUAUUCCGACUAAAAGUUAUGUAUGGCAAUACCGAUUCCGGGAUCUUCACUCAUCGUCAGACGAUGGCAAAGUUCACGUUCAGCUCGUUUUCCGAGAUGAUAGAUCUUUAGACCCGGCUAAACUUGAGACAAAGGAUAUCGAAUGUGACGAGGUUUUGGCCGUGACGUACAAUCUGCACUCCUUCCUUGUCACAAAAAUUGUCGCCGCCGAUCCUGACUUUCUCAAGCAGAAUCCACUUCUGUAA
Strongylus vulgaris is the source of this 1662-nucleotide messenger RNA. NCBI's taxonomy places the organism in Eukaryota, Metazoa, Nematoda, Chromadorea, Rhabditida, Strongylidae. The record is from the annotation of a GenBank genome assembly.